Messenger RNA from Pneumocystis murina B123, 1374 nucleotides. RefSeq lists its product as hypothetical. Gene Ontology annotation, cellular component: transferase complex. Gene Ontology annotation, biological process: isoprenoid biosynthetic process; ubiquinone biosynthetic process. The record is from RefSeq and is a predicted model, not a curated record. The transcript is spliced from 3 exons. The coding region runs from base 1 to 1311 and encodes 436 amino acids. Lineage: Eukaryota; Fungi; Ascomycota; Pneumocystomycetes; Pneumocystales; Pneumocystaceae. Gene Ontology annotation, molecular function: prenyltransferase activity.
AUGUUUUUCAUAAAAAAAGCAGCUUCAAGACCUUUAAUAAAGAAAAUAAGACAUACAAGACAAAGGAAAUCAUUAGCUUUUAUCUUAGAUUCAUUUCAAAAGCGGUUUUUAACGGGUUAUUUCGGCCAAUUUUCAGAUAUCUAUGAAACAUUAAGAUCGUCAAAAAUGAUAGAAGAAAGAAAUACGGGGUUUUAUAAAAGCCAGAUGAAGCUUGUAGAAUCGGAAAUGUCACAUCUAACAUAUAAUAUCCGUAAGUUAUUUAAUUCUUGCAAUCCUAUUCUUUAUAAUGUCGCAAAUUAUUAUAUUCAAACACAAGGAAAGCAUGUUCGACCAUUAGUUGUUCUUUUAAUAUCUAAAGCAACAAGUAUUGCUCCAAAAAUUCCAAACUGGAAUGAUGGAUUAUAUAAUAAAUAUAAUGAACCUAUAUCAUCUACGAAUAUUGUGAAUGAUAAUGAUCCUGACAAACCAUUAUCAUCCUAUGAAAUCCCGAUGGAUGCAACAGAAACAGAUAUCUAUCCAUCUCAAAGAAGAUUGGCAGAAAUUACUGAGAUGAUCCAUACAGCAUCCUUAUUACAUGAUGAUGUAAUUGAUAAUUCGCACAUUAGAAGAGGGAUGCCGAGUGGAAACCAUGUAUUUGGCAACAAAAUGGCAGUAUUGGCGGGGGAUUUUCUUCUUGGAAGAGCAUCUCUUGCAUUAGCUCGUCUAAGAAAUGCGGAAGUAAUUGAACUUUUAGCUACAGUAAUUGCAAAUCUUGUAGAAGGAGAAAUUAUGCAAUUAAAAGAAACUAUUGACAAGGAGGAUAAUGAAUAUUCCCAUUUUAGUGAUGUAUUAAAUAAAUACCUAAAAAAAACAUACUUAAAAACGGCAAGCUUAAUAGCAAAAAGUUGCCGAGCUACUGCUUUAUUAGGUGGUUGUACUAGUGAAAUUACUGAUAAUGCCUAUUUGUAUGGAAAAAAUCUUGGGUUAGCAUUUCAGUUAACGGACGAUAUGUUAGAUUAUACAAUUUCUGAAGAUACUUUCGGAAAACCUGUAAAAAAAGAUUUAAAACUUGGAUUAGUAACAGCACCCGUUUUAUUUGCAUGGGAAAAGUAUCCUGAACUAGGACCAGUUAUAAAACGAAAAUUCUCUAACGAUGGAGAUAUAUGUCGAACACAUGAAUUAGUCAUAAAAAGCCAGGGUUUGCAAAAAACAAAAGAAUUAGCCGAAAAAUUUUGCAACAAAGCAUUAGAUUCUCUUAAUUUAUUUCCAAUGUCGCCUUCUCGACUUGCACUACAAGAAUUAACAUACAAGGUUCUAAAUAGGGCAGAAUAAUCAAUUAUUAAACAUAUUAAGAUUAUCGAAUAAUUGCAUACUUAGCAUAAUAUUUAUCUCAUA